Messenger RNA from Drosophila obscura, 1200 nucleotides. RefSeq names its product myb-like protein P. The record is from RefSeq and is a predicted model, not a curated record. The transcript has a single exon. NCBI's taxonomy places the organism in Eukaryota, Metazoa, Arthropoda, Insecta, Diptera, Drosophilidae. The coding region runs from base 1 to 1200 and encodes 399 amino acids.
AUGUUAAAAAAAGUUAACGCGGCAGGCAGAAGAUUAGGCUUGAGAAGUGGAGCUAGCCUCCCAGACAUAAGGGAACAAGAAGAACAGUACGACCAGGAAGCGCAAGAACCUCAAACCUCAAGCACCAACAUGAACCAUUUAGACUCUGGUAACGCUUCGGGCUCCAUCAGCCCCACGGUUAGCAACUCGUUGACUAUCGUCAACACUAACCUAAGCCCUAAAGAUAUAUUGGCAUUUGUUCAACAUUUGCCAACCUACGAGGGCCCCUCCGACAACCUGGAAAAUUUCAUAACCAGUGUCGAGGAAUUAUUAAUACUUAUUCGGUCCGUGGACCAGACGCCGUACGGCCAAAUGAUCCUCAGGGCCAUCCGGAAUAGGGUAAAGGGCAAGGCACAUGAAGCAUUGACCCUUUGUGGUACACCACUCAUCUGGGACGAAAUCAAAGCAAACCUUAAACGAUUGUACACUAGCAAGAAGACAGAGGCUAUAUUGAUUCGCGAAAUUCAAACCUUACCAACCGGACUCUCCAUUAACAAACUAUUCUUCGCGAUAGCAAAGUUGAGAGGGCAACUGGUGUCAUUGACUAAUGAUCCAAACCGUGAUGCCCAAAACCCCACGGCAAAACACGCCUUAUACUCCGACAUCUGCCUCAACGCAUUUAUUGUCGGACUAAACGGUCCACUAAAAACAAUAAUUAGAUCCCGAAAUCCGGAAUCCAUAGAAAAAGCUUACGAAAUGGCACAAAUAGAACAGAAUUUUUACUACCAAAACUCUAACGGUCAGCAGAAUAAUCAUCACCACGAGAAUUCUAACGACCUACGUAAUAAUCAUCGCCGUGAUAAUUCUAAUGAUCAACAAAAUUAUCGCCACCGCGAAAGUUCGGGCGACCGAAACCGCCCGUAUCAACGUAACCAGCAGAAUCAGAGACAAUCAAGCAACAACAACAACAAUAGGAGAAACGACACGCGACAACAAUCCCAAAACCGACAAGAGACCCAUUCGUCUAGGACCCAGAACCCAUUCCGAAAUAAUUCUGGAUCAAACGACAAUACCCCUACUGCCUCUUGCAACAUCAACGAUGGCGCAAAUUUUUACAAGAAGCCUCGGACAACCAGUCGGCUUCUUAAACAAAAAAUCCCAUGGAAAAUCUUUACCUUAUGUCCUGUUAUCUUCAAAAUCCUUGACAACAAACCCGCAUAA